AUGGGCAUGUUCGACCUUCGCGCGGUCCGCGAGACCUGGACCAUGUUUACCCCGACAGAGAAGAGAAACAUUGCCAUUUACAUCGCGGGUAUUAUGUUGUACAAAUUCGGCCUCGAAGCGUUCAACGGCUCCAUUUGUGUCGGUUCCAUUCUCAUUGCCCCGCUCAUCAGACGAUGGCCUACUAAGCUGGUCCUGGCCAUUGCCAUCAUGGUCUUUGGCAUCAUGACGGCCAUCCUUCUCAUCGUCGAUGCGGGCACCGGCGGCCGCUUCAAGCCGGACAAUUGGGAGGACACCCAUGAUGAAGAUGACUUUGGCUACUAUGGCAGCUACAACACUGACGGCAUCAUUCCCAUCUACUGUGUCAGCGGUAUCGUUUACGGUAUGGUCGAAUUGAUUCGCCGUGUUAUUCCUCGAGACAUUGUUGGAGGCAACGUUCAAAAGCUCCGACGUAUGGAUUCUCUCGUCCACAUCUUCUAUGAAGUUUCCGGCACCGGUGCCUUCGGCAACAACUACUCUUUCCCCGGAUACUCGAUCGCCUUGUACGGCCACAGAUAUCUCGAAAACGGCAUUGCUCCAGCGGUCGCCAGACGAUAUCUCGGCAACUCCGCCUGGUCACAGAUCAUGGUUGGAGGCAGCAAUUUCGGUGAGCUGCUUGGUGCUGGUUUCGUCUUCCUCUUCACCAAUCUUGUCCAAACCCCCAUGCCAUGGCUCCGACUCGAUGCACUGAUGCUUCUUAUUGUUUGGUAUCUUCCUUACUGGCACCCGCCCGAGGGUGAUGUCAACUAUGCUUGGAGAGUGGCUGGGACCUUCAUUCCCAUCUCUUUUGGUUGGGCGGCUGGUGACGUUUCCCUCGCCGCCUAUAUCCAGGCCUCUCUUGCUCGUCUUGAGGCUGAGAACAAAGACGUAUCCGCCCUUGGUGCUGUCAUGGCCUUCCUCCACUCGACCUAUAUCGUCAUCUAUGCUAUUUGCUCGCCGCUUCUUGGCCGAUACAUCGAUCGUGUCUAUGCCGACACAGGAGGCUCCGACAAUGGUGGUGAUAUUCACCGAGCCAUCCGCAACGUCGGCGGUGUUCAAUUCACAAUCAUCAUGGCCGUUGUGCUCUCGGCAACUUUUGUUCCUCGUGGGGCAUUGUCGAUCAAUCCCAAGAUGCUCAACGACGAGGUCCUUGACAAGGAUAUUGAUCACUCUGCCGAUGACGGGUUCGCCAAUGAGAAAGAGCGCCGAGCCAGCCUCGUUCAGAAGAAGGUAGAGGAGAAGAUAGCCGAGAGAAGAGAAUCCGUCACUCGAGUCAGUGCCGAUAUCAACGACACUUUCUCCCCGGACAUGAAGAAUAUCCGUGAGGAGGAUGGUGGCUUGCUGAAACCCUACGGCUGUGAAAUGAGACGAAACGUCGUCUGGUCGACGUCAAAAUGGGGAAGAUUUUGA
Rhinocladiella mackenziei CBS 650.93 is the source of this 1425-nucleotide messenger RNA. RefSeq lists its product as uncharacterized. The record is from RefSeq and is a predicted model, not a curated record. The coding region runs from base 1 to 1425 and encodes 474 amino acids. Lineage: Eukaryota; Fungi; Ascomycota; Eurotiomycetes; Chaetothyriales; Herpotrichiellaceae. The transcript has 3 exons.